Messenger RNA from Prunus persica (peach), 2325 nucleotides. Its product is annotated as subtilisin-like protease SBT5.4. Bases 1 to 2325 code for a protein of 774 amino acids. Gene Ontology annotation, molecular function: serine-type endopeptidase activity. Gene Ontology annotation, biological process: proteolysis. Lineage: Eukaryota; Viridiplantae; Streptophyta; Magnoliopsida; Rosales; Rosaceae. The record is from RefSeq and is a predicted model, not a curated record. The transcript has 11 exons.
AUGUGGAUUGGAAAGCUUUCAUGUUUUGUCCAAUUAAUGUUUAUUCUUUCUCUGUUUCAAGUACCCGCUUUUGCAAUAAAAAAGUCUUACGUAGUGUACCUGGGAUCGCAUGCACAUGGUCCACAAGUCUCAGAAGCUGAUCUUCAUCGUGUGACUGAUUCCCAUUCUGAAUUCCUCGGAUCAUUCCUGGGAAGUACCCAGAAAGCCAAAGAAGCAAUUAUUUACUCAUACAAAAGGCAUAUCAAUGGUUUUGCUGCCAUCCUUGAAGAUGAAGAGGCAGCUGAAAUCGCAAAGCAUCCAAAAGUUGUCUCAGUUUUUUUAAACCAAGGAAGACAAUUACACACUACUCAUUCAUGGGACUUUAUGUUACUGGAAAAGGAUGGAGUGAUCCACCCCACUUCCUUAUGGAAAAGGGCCAGAUUUGGUGAAGAUACAAUCAUAGGGAAUCUUGACACCGGUGUUUGGGCCGAAUCAGAGAGUUUUAGUGACGAAGGGAUUGGACCCAUUCCAGCAAAGUGGAAAGGAAUCUGCCAGAAUGACACCACCGGUUUUCCUUGCAACAGGAAGCUCAUCGGUGCAAGGUACUUCAACAAAGGAUAUGCUUCGUAUGCAGGGGCGCCAUUGAGGUCCUCGUUUAACAGUGCGCGAGACCAUGAAGGUCAUGGUUCUCACACUCUAUCCACAGCAGCUGGAAACUUCGUAGCUGGAGCCAAUGUGUUCGGCUUGGGGAAUGGGACUGCCAAAGGUGGUUCCCCCAAAGCCCGAGUUGCUGCAUAUAAAGUGUGUUGGCCACCAAUCAACGGCAGUGAAUGCUUUGAUGCUGAUAUCAUGGCAGCCUUUGAUGCAGCCAUACAUGAUGGGGUUGAUGUGCUUUCAGUCUCACUUGGUGGGGACCCUUCCAAUUACUUGGAUGAUGGCCUUUCCAUUGGGGCAUUCCAUGCUGUCAAGAAUGGUAUCGUUGUGGUAUGCUCUGCAGGAAAUUCUGGUCCUGCCGCUGGAACUGUCUCAAAUGUUGCACCCUGGAUGAUAACCGUGGGAGCAAGUACCUUGGACAGAGAGUUUCAAGCUAUUGUUCAACUCCGAAAUGGGCUGCGUCUCAAGGGAACGAGCCUUUCUAAGCCUUUACCGGAAGACAGAUUUUAUCCACUUAUAACUGGUGCACAAGCUAAAGCAGCUAAUGCUUCUGCCCAUGAUGCCAUGCUUUGUAUAGGAGGAACACUAGACCCACAGAAGGUGAAGGGUAAGAUUUUGGCCUGUCUUAGGGGUGAUACUGCAAGAAUAGACAAGGGUGAACAAGCAGCUCUUGCCGGAGCAGUUGGGAUGAUUCUUUGUAAUGAUAAGGCCAGUGGUAAUGAAAUCAUUGCGGAUCCUCACGUACUCCCAGCCUCGCAAAUUAAUUAUACGGAUGGCAUUGCUGUAGUUUCCUACAUUAAUUCCACAAUUGAUCCACAGGGAUUUAUAACGCCCCCAACAGCACAGCUGAACGCAAAACCUGCUCCAUUCAUGGCAUCCUUCUCCUCUCAAGGACCCAACACUAUCACUCCUGAGAUCCUUAAGCCUGAUAUCACUGCUCCUGGUGUAAAUAUCAUAGCUGCCUAUACCCAAGCAACCAGCCCUACCAAUGAAAGCUUUGAUAAGCGCAGGAUUGCGUUUAACACUGAAUCUGGUACCUCUAUGUCGUGCCCUCAUGUUUCUGGAGUUGUAGGCCUUCUGAAGACACUCUACCCUGACUGGAGUCCAUCUGCAAUUAGAUCUGCAAUCAUGACAACUGCAAGAACGAGAGACAACACUGCAAAUCCAAUGAAGAAUGCUUCAUUUAUUGAGGCAACGCCAUUCAGUUAUGGUGCGGGUCAUAUACGACCAAAUCGCGCCAUGGAUCCUGGCUUGAUCUAUGACCUAACUGUCAAUGAUUACUUGGACUUUCUUUGUGCCAUUGGCUAUAACAAGACAAUGAUGCAACUCUUUUCUGAAUCUCCUAAUUACAAAUGCCCCAAGUCAGCCAGUCUUCUGGACUUCAAUUACCCUUCAAUAGUGGUCCCUGAAUUGUCUGGCUCAGUCACUGUGACUAGAAGGGUGAAGAAUGUUGGUUCUCCUGGUACCUAUGCCGUUCGUGCUCACAAACCACUUGGAGUUUCAGUUACAGUUGAGCCUAAUAUCUUGAAGUUUAAAAAUAUUGGUGAAGAAAAGAGCUUUAAGGUGACCCUCAAAGCUAAGGGACUUGGUGUAACUAAGGACUAUGUAUUUGGAGGCCUUAUCUGGUCGGAUGGCAAGCAUUACGUAAGGAGUCCAAUUGUAGUUUCCUCAGCUGCUGCUGCUGCUGUUUAG